CUAGCUCGCCCGUCGCAGGAAGAAUAUCCCGUGUGGUAUUUCUUCUACGGUACGCUCGGGGAGCCUGACCGGCUCAAAUCGCUGCUGGGCUUGAAGAAGGGGCCGAAGCUGAGCCCGGCGAGCGUGAAGGGCGGGAGGAUUAGGAUGUGGGGGAAGUACCGUGCGCUUGUUGAUGGCAGCCCGGAUGAUGGCGUGAGUGGCGUUGCGUAUGAGGUGCAGAAAGAGGAGGAUGAGCAGAAUCUGAGGAUAUAUGAGAGUGCGAAGUAUGAGGUUGUGAGGUGUAAGAUUCAGUUUAGGGAUGAUGGGAGGGAGGUUUGGGGGUUAACGUUUAGGUUCUGUGGCGGAGAAGGUCUG
Messenger RNA from Trematosphaeria pertusa, 354 nucleotides. RefSeq lists its product as uncharacterized. NCBI's taxonomy places the organism in Eukaryota, Fungi, Ascomycota, Dothideomycetes, Pleosporales, Trematosphaeriaceae. The annotation marks the transcript as partial. The transcript has a single exon. The record is from RefSeq and is a predicted model, not a curated record.